AUGGGCAAGAAACAGAGAGUUUCAACACCUAAGCAAACAUUUGUUCAAAUGCCGGCAUAUGAUAAUACUGAAAAUUUGGGGUUGGGGGAAGCAGUCCCUCCCAGGUUAGAGAACUUCAAAAAGGUUUCGGUUAUACCUCUUGUUUUCCUUGUCUUUUACGGGGUCUCUGGGGGGCCUUUUGGUGUGGAAGACAGUGUGCAGGCUGCUGGUCCUCUUUUAGCUCUUCUCGGGUUUCUGCUUUUUCCAUUUAUAUGGAGUGUUCCUGAAGCCUUAAUAACCGCAGAAUUGGGUACUAUGUUUCCUGAGAAUGGGGGUUAUGUGGUUUGGGUUUCUUCAGCUUUGGGUCCUUACUGGGGAUUUCAGCAAGGUUGGAUGAAAUGGCUCAGUGGGGUAAUAGAUAAUGCACUAUACCCAAUCCUGUUUCUGGACUAUUUGAAGUUCUCUGUUCCAUAUUUAGCAGGUGGUUUCCCUAGGAUGAUAGCAGUGCUUGUUCUCACUCUAGCACUCACUUAUAUGAACUACAGGGGUUUGACCAUAGUGGGAUGGAUCGCUGUAGUGCUAGGAGUGUUCUCCAUCCUUCCUUUUGUUGUUAUGGGAUUUGUUGCAAUUCCUAAACUGAAGCUUUCAAGAUGGUUUGUUGUAGACUUGCGCAACGUGGAUUGGGCUUUAUACUUGAAUUCUCUAUUCUGGAAUUUGAACUAUUGGGACUCGAUCAGUACUCUAGCAGGAGAAGUGGAAAAUCCUGCUAGAACACUCCCCAGAGCUCUCUUCUAUGCUCUGAUUUUGGUUGUGCUGGGGUAUUUUUUUCCUCUUCUGAUUGGAACAGGAGCUAUUCCACUUAAUCGUGAACUGUGGAGUGAUGGUUUUUUCGCAGAUAUAGCUAAACUUCUUGGAGGGCUAUGGUUGCAAUUGUGGGUUCUGGGGGCUUCUGCUUUGUCAAAUAUGGGCAUGUUUGUGGCUGAGAUGAGCAGUGACUCCUUUCAACUUCUGGGAAUGGCAGAGCAUGGGAUGCUUCCCGAGUGUUUUGCCAAGAGGUCUCGUUACGGGACCCCUCUUACUGGGAUUUUAUUCUCUGCAUCAGGCGUGGUUUUGCUCUCAUGGCUGAGCUUUCAAGAGAUUAUAGCAGCAGAGAAUUUUUUAUACUGCUUUGGAAUGAUUAUGGAGUUCAUUGCCUUUGUGAAGUUAAGGAUGAAAUACCCUGCAGUAUAUCGGCCUUAUAGGAUACCAGUAGGUACAACUGGAGCAAUAUUAAUGUGUAUUCCUCCAUCUCUAUUGAUUUUUGCGGUUUUGGCCCUUGCUUCCUUCAAAAUCAUGGCUCUUAGUCUCUUGGCUGUCAUGGUUGGGUUUGUCAUGCAGCCUUGUCUCAAAUACAGUGAGAAAAAAAGGUGGCUUAGGUUUUCUGUUAGUUCUGACCUCCGAGAUCUCCAUCCUGAUUGUCCCAAGGGUACUGAACCUUGAAUUAAAGUUGAAAAUGUAAUUUUGUAGUAGUAGCCUUCCAUCUUUUAUAUCUAACUCUACCUAGACCCCUCAGUGGCGGGAAUCUCGUGCUUUUUUAUCUCAAAAUGUUUAAUCCUAAUAUUUAAUCACUUAGAAAAGUCAGAGUGCUUGGGCAAAUAGGUAUUUU
Ilex paraguariensis (yerba mate) is the source of this 1624-nucleotide messenger RNA. NCBI's taxonomy places the organism in Eukaryota, Viridiplantae, Streptophyta, Magnoliopsida, Aquifoliales, Aquifoliaceae. The record is from the annotation of a GenBank genome assembly.